AUGCCGUGCACUCUGACGUCCGUGACACCUGACCGCUACUUCAGCGAAGACAGCUUCUCCUGCGCAGUAGGAGGGGAAGAUGAUAUUUACGCGUACGCCUUGUCAAAGACACUGACAAAAGUUUCCUCACCUGCGACUGUGGGACUUUACUCUUCAUGUCCAAAUCGAAGCGGAAUGAUCCUCAAACGAAUGGAAGAGUGCAUGAACCAAGAGGCUUCCAGGAUCGAGCAGGAAUGUGAGCAGAGGCCUCGCACGUCUAGCUCCUUCACCGGCUUUUUCGCAGUCAUGGGACGGCUGCUCUUCUCCAGGCCGGUGUGGACCGAGCAGAACCAGCAGUACCGUAACGUCCGCUUCAUUUAUGUGCAGUUCAGCGCCUGGCAUUUUGCAGGGAGCGACCUGCUCUGGGCCGGGAUAGCCGUCCGGCUGUUUCAGGCCAUGCAGAUUAACUUUGGGAAAUUGCAGCUCGCUCUUUACCGCGAGGCUCAAUAUGAAGAAGAGGACGAAGUGAAGAAGAAGAUCGUGAACAACGGUCCCAACUCCUGGCGCUCCAAGAAGCUGUGCUGCUGCCCGCUGUGGCUUCUGUUCCUCUGCAUCCUUGUGAUACCGGUCAUCGUGGUGACGGUUGUGCUGAUCUGCGGCCCUCCGAAGGCCGUGGUGCCGCCGACGCAGGAGAUGAACGCCACAAGCGACCACUUGAGUUUAGUGGAGGGCUUCCUCAUUGCCUCCAUUGGACUUCCGGCUGUGAGCGCACUGAGGUUUGUUUUCCUCAUUUGUAAAGACCUCAUCUUCAGCCAAGAGCUGAACCUGAAGAGGGGGAUGGACAACCAGCGGAUCAGCGGCCAACUGGGCUUCAUGAACGAAGUCAGGAAGGAGAUGUGGCUUCUGUCUCGCUUCAUACAGUUCAUGGAAGUGUUUGAGAAGCGACGAAUUCGAGUUGUGCUGCAAAUUACAAACCUGGAUCGCUGCUCCCCGAGGAAAAUCACCGGAGUCCUGGAAGCCAUCAACAUUCUGCUCUCCGAUGAAGAGAGCCCAUUUAUUUCCAUCCUGGCAGUGAACCCGCAUGUUCUUGUAGAGAAAGUGAACUUUGCAGACGGCUGCUUCAGCAGAGAGGACAGAGCUUAUGCACUGUUGAACCGCAUCGUGACCCUGGCCUUCACAGUCCCGCCGCUGUGCGACGAGUCAAAGUGCAGUUUGUUUCACAGCCUCACCAACAACACAAGGAACCCCGAGGAGUGUCCGAAGAGGGAGGUCAGGCACAGAAAACGCACAUCCUCCUCACAUUUACCUCUGGUAGAGCUUGCGCUGCACAGAAGUGAGUCAGAUCCACCCAACGAUGAAGUAACCGCGGCGCUGGACGGAACUCAGGGGGAAGCAGACAGUUUGAUCUGGAGCGUCCUGCGAAGCAAUGAAAAGAUGCUCCAUCGCUACAUGCUGGGAGAUUCCAUGUCCAUGCGGAGGGUGAUCAACUCCGUACGAGUAACUGUCAUAAUCAUGAAGGCCUUGAAGAUGGAGCUCCCUCCACCGGAGCACAUCGCAGCCUGGGUGGUCUUAGCCAAUCAGUGGCCCUGCCGUCUGAGCUGGAUCAUCCAGUGCGUCGAAGAUGCUCAGCAGAGGGAAGAGAUCGACGGUGAAAACGCUGCCAGUGAUAAUCGUUCAAAAACCUUGUGGAAAGUCUUCAGUGAGUCCAAGGCAGAGCUGCAUGUGAUGAGCGCUCAGAUUGAAGACCUUCUGGAGCAGGACGGAGAUCCCGAGAUAUUUGAAAGAUUCCUCAGAGUGGAUUUCCAGUUCACCGUCGGAGAUCUGCAGGCGUCCGAAGUGACGGCGGUGAACUUGGACCAUUCCAUCAAGAAGGAGCUGGCCCAGAUCCGAGGGAUAUCCAAGCUGGGGGACUCUGCUUGGAUGAGGAGACUGGCCCCUCUGCCAAUCUCGACCGUCAUCAACAUGAAAACAGAGGACGUAUGCAACGAGUUGGAGAAGAUGGACUACCCCAGUAAAUACAUGGAUAUUGUGAAAAGCAAUGACCUGAAUGGUUUGGCACUGGUCUUCGGUGAUACGCAGGACCUCAAAGCCCUCUUAGACAUGAACUUUGGCCAAUGGGCAACUUUCAGACUGCACUUCUUGAGCUCGCCGUCGCAUCUCCGACAACCGCACAGGAACAUGACGCCAGCACCUCCUCAUCCGAAGAGCCAGCUGUCAAGCUUCGUCCUCCACGCUCCCCAUCGUUCUUCAUCUAAUCUGAGCCUUGUUAACAGCUGA
This is a messenger RNA of Salarias fasciatus (jewelled blenny), 2256 nucleotides long. It is a transcript of the gene nkpd1, whose product is annotated as NTPase, KAP family P-loop domain containing 1. The record is from RefSeq and is a predicted model, not a curated record. Lineage: Eukaryota; Metazoa; Chordata; Actinopteri; Blenniiformes; Blenniidae. Bases 1 to 2256 code for a protein of 751 amino acids. The transcript has 5 exons.